AGUGAGAGUGAGUCGAAAACAGCCAUCGAGAUAGAGAGCGCGCGAUGGUUUCGGUCAUAUUUCAUCGAUAGGACAAAUAACACACAUUAACAACACACAAGGCAAAAUUCAUACUGUCAAAAAGCAAAAUAAGGAAACAAGAAAAAAAAAUCGUGCUGUAGUUACUUGUUUUUUUUUUCUCUUCUUCCUUUUUCCCUCCGACAAAAUAGCUCUCACUGUGUGUACAGAACGAAUAAUUAGUGAAAGGAAUUUUUUUUUAUACUUCAGCUCUCUGUUGCUGCUCUAUUUUAUUGCAUUAUUCAAUGUGUGUGACUGCAUUUUUUCCUGUUUUCAUUUCCGAAACUCAAUGACUUUUUUUUUCUUUCGUUCGUUCGUUCGUUCUUUCGUUUUUCUAUUAUUAAAUUAAGAAGUAAAUCAUGAGAAAGUUCCAUUAAAGAAGCAUUUUGUUUCGUCAAUAAGCAGUAGAUAUAGAACGACAACAGAAAAAAGAAACCCCAAAGUGAGUGUCUUUGUAAUGAUGACAUAAAUUCGAAAUGUCAUCCAAAAUACACAAGUUUUCCAUUGAGUUUUCCGAGAAAAGUUUGCAGCUGUUCUGUGAAGAAAUCCAUUGAGUAUGGCCGAGAAACCGUCGUCGACCUCUUCAUUUAUGCAAAAUGGCCAAAAACAACAGCAACAGCAACAGCAGCAGCAGCAUCAACAACAUUGCUGUGAAAUUUGCGGAAAAUCUGGUUUGACCGACGACACAAUGCGAGAACACAUGAAGAUGUGUCACAUUGAUGGCAGUGCCAUUUGUCCAUUUUGCGGCAUUAGUGGCGUUGCACCCGCUGAACUUUUGCUACACGUCAAUCAGGCACAUUUAGACUAUCUCUCACCCGAAAACGAACUUAUGAGCUUCAUCGACGAUCAGAGUCCCAGCAUCGAUGGCGAUUCGGACUCAUUAUCAGAAUUUCGUGAUAUAUCACCAAUGAAAUCACCGAUCAUCGACGAAACAGCAACGAAUAUCUCGUACAAGGUCAACGGCUUUGCACAGAAUUCCAACACUUAUAGCAAUCAAUCGAUCUCGAACGUCCGUCAAAAUGGUGUGAAAGCAUCGCCGCAGCCUCUCUCUCAUUCACAGCAACAGCAAUCGCAAGCAAAUCGAAAAGAAUCGAAUGGUUUUUGUAAUGGCAAAGAGAAUCAGAAUCAAACCAAUGGUACGGAACUUUCAAAUGGAUUUCAUAGUUCACCACUUCGAUCACAAUUGGGAUUGAAUUUGAAAUCAUCAACCGCAUCCGUGAAACAGCCGAUAAAUCUCUUGACGUGCUUUCUUUGUCCAUACACAUGCGAAGAUGCGACCGUGCUUGAAGAGCAUAUAAAUCGUUUGCACUUCGAUCCGCUCAGUCCAUCGGUAAAUUUGUCACCCAGUUCCUACAUAAAUACGCUGAAUGCAUUCGCUUGCCCAAUUUGCUCACGAACAUUUGAAACGUCAACCGAUUUGGAAUUGCAUGUGAACAUCGAACAUCGUGACAUUCUCAGUCCCGGCAACAUCGAUACGAACGGCUGUGCGGCAACCGCAACCAGAGCAACGACUCAAAGUUUGUGUCCGGUUUGUGGCAUUUCCUUAGACGAUUUUAGCACCGCCGACAUGGAAUUGCAUAUUGAAAAACACUUUGCGAAAAGUCCACAGAACCACAAAAUCGAACCGGAUUUGGAGAAAGAGGCACAAAAGUUACGUGAACAACGAGAAUUCGAAUUGCUGCGUGCCCAGUAUGGGAUGGAUAAUCAAGGAAAUUUUCGUGAACAAUCGGCCGCCGCAAUGCAAAGUGCUGUGUAUGCGGGUGAAAUGAGCGUGGCUGAAUAUUAUGAACGGAAAGUCGGCUUGAGAACGGCCGAAUCACAUGGCAUCGAUGAUAAUACAUCGUGCACGAAAUCGGUGAUACCAAGAGUCGCUUCGCUAUCAGCCUCAUCGCCUGGCGUGAUGCGAACACUACUUUGUUCGAGCAUCGAUCAUUAUGCAUCCAGUUACGGUGACAAAGGAUGGGGCUGUGGAUACCGUAAUUUACAAAUGAUGCUUUCAUCGUUACUUCAGAACACAACAUAUUACACGGCAAUUUGUGCGGCGUGGGGUUCACACACACCCUCGCGCAAUGCGAUGCCGAGCAUAUCCAAAUUACAAAAAAUAGUAGAAGCUGCCUGGGCGCAAGGAUUUGAUGUACAGGGAUCAGAACAACUUGGCUGUAAAUUGUAUAAUACUCGAAAAUGGAUUGGAGCCACCGAAGUGGUAACGUUGCUCUCAUCGCUGCGAAUAAACUGUCAGUUGGUGGACUUUCAUCGACCAACUACCUCGGAUGGACGCCAUCCUGAACUGUUUGAUUGGGUGCUACGAUAUUUUGAAGAAAAAAAACAGCAACCACCGUUAUAUCUGCAACAUCAAGGUCAUUCGCGAACGAUAAUUGGAAUUGAACAACGAGCUUCUGGUUUAACACUCUUAGUACUAGAUCCAAGUCAUGGUCCACGACAAGUAGCUGCCCUGGGCUCAUCGAGAGACUCUCUGCGAUUGAUUCGUCGAAAUAUGACUGCGAUGCGGGCACAACAGUAUCAAAUUGUUGCUGUUCGCGGCUUAUUUGAAACUGACGAACAAUACCAGGCAAGUAAGAUAUUGCGUUCAUUGCGAAUUCCUCCAGAAUGAUGACCAUUGUUUAUAGCUGAAAUUCGAUUCGAAUGCACGUACUAUUUUUAAAAUGUCGAGUAGAUUCAUUAGCACGAUUAGAAUCGGUCGAUGAUUUACUCGAUGGCCCCCAUUUUUGAUUCAUUUUCAAAUUAAGCUGACGAUUAUUUUUUAAGUUGGACAAAUGAACAGAAUCUAGUCCUAUCUAGAGGGUUUUCGGUUGAAAAAUCAUAAAAUUAAUUAAGAAACGAGUUCUAUAAUUUCAGAAGCGUAGCCUUCAACGGAUUAAAAAGUGAUCACAUGUACAAAUUUCGCGCUCGCAAGUUUUUUUUAUCCUGUUUUUUUUUCAUAUCGUAAAAAAAAUUUCGUUCCGUUUUUGUUAAUUUGUUGUAUAAAAAAAGAGAGUCUAUUCCUGUUCUUUUGAUUCAGAAUAUUAAAUAUUCAUUGGUUUUAAACAGAUACGUUGUAGGUCAACUCAAUUACGAGUAUUUAGCGUUUAAAAGAACAAUUGUAGACGAGAUUCGAUGAGAGAAGAUACAAAUUGAAGUGAAGACAAAUAUUGAAUUUUAUCAAAUUACAAAGCAAUUUUUUUGGGCAUUGUUUGACCACAUAUUUUCCUCUUCAAAUUUACCUGAUUGUUUAAUGUUGUGUCAAAGUUUUUGGAGCUUGUUUUCAAUAACAACUAAAAAAAGGUGACUCAUGCUUGAAUCGCAAUGAAAAAUCGUAAUGCAUGAAAAAAUGUAAAGAAUUGAAAAUGUCAAAGUGGCCUUAACGAAAUAGUUUCUUUCUUUCGAUUGUCACACUCAUUCAGUUUAUUUUUAACUUUGUUCACGUUUUCAUUUUCUUUUUUUCCGUAAGCAAUGGACUAUGGAUUCAAUUCAAAGUGAAACAAAUAAAUUAUAAUUUCAGUUAUUCGAAGUGAAACGAAAAAGCAAACACUUCUUCUCUAUUUUCACGUUAGUCAAUUAAAAAUGAGUCUGCCUUGUUUGUUUCAAUUUGGUUCAAACGACCAAACAGAAACAUAGAAUAUUAAACAGAAUAGAAACUGAAAAUAAAAUGACAAGUUACCAUCCAGUCUCUUGGACAACUCCAGAAAAAAAAACGCCAUUCCAUGAACGAUAUAGAAAAAAAAACAGACAUUCAGUCGAUUAGCAACAACAACGGAAAAUAAACACAUACAGAACUACACAUAUUUUCAUAUUCCAAAUUUAAUAAAUGUUUCAUAAGAAAGAAAAGCCCAAAGUUCGGAAAGCAUAA
Messenger RNA from Sitodiplosis mosellana (orange wheat blossom midge), 3904 nucleotides. RefSeq names its product zinc finger-containing ubiquitin peptidase 1-like. Bases 614 to 2668 code for a protein of 684 amino acids. The transcript is spliced from 8 exons. NCBI's taxonomy places the organism in Eukaryota, Metazoa, Arthropoda, Insecta, Diptera, Cecidomyiidae. The record is from RefSeq and is a predicted model, not a curated record.